Saccostrea echinata is the source of this 609-nucleotide messenger RNA. RefSeq names its product tripartite motif-containing protein 3-like. The coding region runs from base 1 to 609 and encodes 202 amino acids. The transcript has a single exon. Gene Ontology annotation, molecular function: zinc ion binding. NCBI's taxonomy places the organism in Eukaryota, Metazoa, Mollusca, Bivalvia, Ostreida, Ostreidae. The record is from RefSeq and is a predicted model, not a curated record.
AUGGAAAGUACUCUUCCAAAAUGUAAGACCCACCAAGAUCGUACAUGUGAAUUCUUCUGCAAGCAGUGUGAAGCUGUGAUAUGUGGUAAAUGUCUCGUUAGUUCCCACAAAAAACAUGACGUGGAAGAUUUGGAAGAUCUCUGGAAAUCCAAGAAAGAGAUAAUUGAUAAAGAGAGCGAGACAGUUAGAAAUGUGGUUACACUGUAUCAACAGCUAGAAAAUGACAUCUCUCUGGAGGAGGAAAUAAUGAAAGAGAAAUACCAGAUCAUUGAAAAUGACAUCACAAUGCAUGGAGAAAAACUAGAGGCAGCAGUUAGGAAAGCCAAAGAGAGUUAUCUCAAACAGGCAAGGGAGAAAAAGGGAGAAGACCUUAAAUUCUUGGAAAAACAGAAAGAGACAAUCAAAGGGAACAUAGAAAAAGCUCGAAAAAUGGAGCUUGCUAUUCCAGACAGUAACAAUACCUGUGAAGAAAUCCUUGCUUUCUGCAGGUUAGACAUCAAAGAAUUACCUGAAGUGCCAAAACUUUCCAAGGUAUCGCCUCCCGAAUUUGCUCCAAAUAUGGACUUGUUGCAGAAUAUAAUUGAUAAUUUCGGAAAUUUAGCAAUUUGA